UCAGACGUGCCAACAGCAUCCACUACUGCUUGGAGACACAGAAACACACUCUGAGAGACAGAGAGAGAGACCGAGAAGGACAGAGAGACAUUUUGAAAAGCCACCAAAGGCCUUUUUUUACCAGUGAGACAGGAGGAGCUUACCUGCAGGAUCCAAGAUGGUGUCUCAGUGUCGGCAGAUGAUGGGGUUCAUCCUGGGAAUCAUUGGCUUCAUCGGCAGCAUUGUGAUCUGUGCGCUCCCCAUGUGGCGUGUCACCGCCUUCAUCGGCGCCAACAUCGUCACGGCGCAGGUCAUCUGGGAGGGCCUGUGGAUGAACUGCGUUACACAGAGCACGGGCCAGAUGCAGUGCAAGAUCUACGACUCCCUGUUGGCCCUCUCCCAGGACCUGCAGGCUUCCCGGGCGCUUGUCGUCAUAGCCAUCAUCGUCUGCGUCUUCGCCAUCAUCCUGGCCAUCGGCGGUGGCAAGUGCACCAACUUCGUGGAGGACGAGGGGAGCAAGGCCAAGGUGGCGCUGGCCAGCGGCGUCCUCUUCCUCAUCGCCGGUGUCCUCGUCCUCAUCCCCGUCUGCUGGACGGCCAACACCAUUAUCCGGGACUUCUACAACCCCAUCAUGACCAACGCCCAGCGCAGGGAGCUGGGGGCCGCGCUCUAUAUUGGCUGGGGAACGGCCGCCAUGCUGCUGCUGGGAGGGGGCCUGGUGUGCAGCAACUGCCCCCCCAAGGAGGAUGACGACUACCCUGUGAAGUACUCACAGGCAGCGAGGUCUACCGCCACCAGCCGUGCCUACGUCUAAGGACAAGGACACCUAACUUGUUUCUCUUUGCUCCGCUCUGCUGUGCUCAAUCACGCCUGUUGACACUCAUUGAGGGACAAGGGACAGAAAGGGACAUUGACUGCAAUGGCUACAACAAGGGACAUUGUUUUGGUGUAGAUUCUUCGGAUCCUUGUAGUCAUGGUUGCUAGUAGACCACUAUACUAUUAGUGGUUCGUGGUUGUUAUGACUACUGAUUGACCUUUAAUAGACCUAGUUUUGGGAUGAUGGAAUCUUGCCAGUUUUAUGUUUUUGUCCAUGGCACCCACUGGAUAUGCCCUGUAUGGAAGACAGGGGAGGCCAAUUUUACUGGGACUGAGUUGGAGGGAAGAAGGAAGGGGCAAAGUGAUUGUUUUUUUUUAUUAUUUGAAAUUGCCUCGUGGACUGAAGUGUAUGUGCAGUAAGUUGACCAACCAUAAUGUGUGUGGUUGAUUGUUUGACACAUCAAAGUAAAUAUUGAGAUUAAUUUUGUGUAAUGAUAUGGUAAAAAAUAUCACUAUAUUAUGAUUAGUCAUUUGUGUUUUUUUGACUGUGAAAUAAGACGAUGGAAGGAAGCUCAAUUUGCUAUUUAAACUCUGUUCUGUAUAUUCUGUGUACCUUUGAAAUAAAAUAACGAACAUUUAAAUUUUACAUG
Molecule: messenger RNA, 1445 nt
Organism: Engraulis encrasicolus (European anchovy)
Lineage: Eukaryota; Metazoa; Chordata; Actinopteri; Clupeiformes; Engraulidae
Product: claudin-4-like
Exons: 2
Coding region: 158-793 (211 amino acids)
Biological process (GO): bicellular tight junction assembly; cell adhesion
Cellular component (GO): plasma membrane; bicellular tight junction
Molecular function (GO): structural molecule activity
Source: RefSeq, a predicted model, not a curated record